Molecule: messenger RNA, 1869 nt
Organism: Stylonychia lemnae
Lineage: Eukaryota; Ciliophora; Spirotrichea; Sporadotrichida; Oxytrichidae
Source: the annotation of a GenBank genome assembly
AUGGAAUCAACAGCAGCAGCCGUAUCAUACGACGUUAGUUUUGAAAUGAAGAAGCAUUUCACUCCUCCUGAAAUCACUGAAUUGCAACAUGCCUUCAAGCUUUAUGAUGCAGACAAAAAUGGAACUAUGAAUGCCCAAGAGUUUAGAUAGGUAUUAAUCGAUCUCGGUAAGAGAGAUGUAACUGAUGAUCAAGUCAAUGAGAUGCUUAAAUAAGUUGACAGAAAUAAUGAUAAUGUUAUCCAAUGGGAUGAGUUCCUAAAUAUGUUCAAGGGAUUAAAGUCUACAAACAAAGAUCUUUUCAAGCAAGUUCUCACUACCAAGGCUGGAGAAGUCGAGUAAACCACCUCUGAGCAUGGAGGCACUCACUCAUAUCUAGUUGAGGAGAAAAUUUGCUUCACUAAGCUCAUUAAUUAUAUUCUCGAGAAAGAUUAGGACGUGGCUGGUAUCAUACCAAUCAACCCAGAGAAUGAUGAUGUCUUCAGUGCCCUUGAGGAUGGAGUUGUCUUGUCUAAGUUGAUCAACUGUGCUGCUGAGAAUACUAUUGAUCUCAGAGCACUUAACAUGAAGAAAAAUCUCAAUGUCUAUCAAGUUAAGGAAAAUCUUAACUUAGCUCUAAAUGCCUCAAAAGGUAUUGGUCUUAGAAUUCCAGGUAUUAACCCACAAGCCUUUAUUGAGAAAAAGCCUCACUUGAUCCUUGCUAUCAUAUGGCAAGUAAUGAGACUCUAUCUUACCAAAUCUAUUGAUCUUAAGAACUGCCCUGAGAUUAUGAGACUUGCUGAGGAGGGAGAGGAAUUAACAGAUUUGAUUAAGCUUCCACCUGAAACCAUUCUCAUCAGAUGGAUCAACUUUCACUUGAAAAAAUCAGGUGUUGAAAGAAGGAUUACAGAUCUAGGAGGAGAUCUUAAGGAUUCAAUCGCCCUAACUUACGUCCUCAAUAGACUAGACCCAGCCAAAUGCUCAUUAGAGGGACUUUAAGAGGAAGAUUUGAUCAAGAGAGCUGAACUCAUGAUUAACAACUCAAUCUCAAUAGGAGUACCACCUCUUGUUAGACCAAGCGAUAUCACUACUGGUAACGUUAAGAUUAACAUUGUCUUCGUUGCUGAGCUUUUCAAUACCAAGCACGGACUUGAAGAACUUACACAAGAAGAAAUUGCUAAGAUCGGUAUCAUUAAUGAUGAUAUUGAGGGUUCAAGAGACGAGAGAGCUUUCCGUUUCUGGAUAAACUCUCUAAACAUUGAGGAUCUUUAUAUCAAUAAUCUUUACUCUGAGUGUGGUGAUGGUCUUGUCCUCUUGAAAGUUAUCCACAAGCUUAAUGAUCAAGUUGUUGAUUGGAAAAAGGUUGACAAAAACCCCAACAAUAAGUUUAAGCAAGGUAUCAACUGUGGUGUUGCCAUCGACGCUUGCAAGAAACUUGGACUCAAGGUACCAGGUAUUAGUGGAAAUGAUCUCCUUGAAGGUAACAAGAAGCAAAUCAUUGCAGUUGUCUGGUAGCUCGUAAGACUUCAUUACUUACAAAUUAUCGGUUCUCAAACUGAAGAUGACCUUGUUAAAUGGGCUAACUAAUUGAACACUGAAAUCCAGAUCAAGAGCUUCAAGGAUAAGGCUCUCUCUGACGGCCACUUCUUACUUAGAAUUUGCGAGGCAAUUGAGCCAAGAGCAUUCGACUGGGAAAUCGUUAUGAAAGGAGAGAAUGAUGAGGAGCAAGAGAACAAUGCAAAGUAUAUUUUGUCAAUCGCAAGAAAACUUGGAGCUGUUAUCUUCUGUGUCUGGGAAGAUAUCCCUAAAGUCAACUUCAAAAUGAUCUUGGUCCUUGUUUGCAGCUUGUUUGAAUUAUUUGAGGAGAAAAGGAAGAGAGAUGAAAACCAGUGA